AUGGCUACUAUCUUUCAAAUAGCAGUGGUUUCAUCCCUCGCCGUCAUCUCGAGACAAGUGCAUGCCUUUUCUGUUCUUCCAGCAGCUCCUUCGUCCAUUCUUCGUCAAUCAUCGAAUCAUCAUCAUCAUCCAAACGUGAAUACCGCCCAUGGAACCAUGCAACGGCAAUCUCAACUCUUUGCCGAAAAGAAAAACCCAGUCGAUGAACUGAGCGAAGAACGCAAGGAAAACUUGUUUCAGUUUUUGCUUCGUGAUAUGGAAGUGGAGGGAACUCCAGUCCUUGCCUGUGAUGCCGAUCAAGCUCACACCUUUCAAGGGACCGUUUGGACGGUGAUGGCCCAACUGAGCGAAAACGACAUUGAAAGUAAGGCAUGCAUGGUCCUACAAGAAAUGUCCAUUGACUCCUUGCAAAGUUUUGUCGAUGAUUUUCUUGCCAUCAAGGCCAACGAGCGCCUGAUGGAAUAUCUUCCGGAAUUGGCCAGGUUCAAUGUCACCUUGUUGGGACGAGGUGUUGGACCUGCUCUCGUAGUGGAAACUUCCAAUCGAACGACAGCUGAACUAGAGGCUGUUGCUAAACUUGAAUCAACGUUCUCUGAUCCCAAUGAAUUGACAUGGACGGCAGCCAUGAAGGCCUUUGUGGCUCGUCUUGGAGGGUGGAGCGAGGACAAGGAUGAUCUACCCAAUCCUCAUGCCUAUCGAUUGGCUGGAAGCUGGGAUGUUUGUGAUACUCUAGCCACCUUUUGGGUGUCGGUAUGUGAGCUACUGGCGCAGCCUGAAGAUGUCUUGGGCUCGACCAUUUUGUGCUUGCCUGCUUCCAAAGUUGACUCGGAUGACAGUGACAGUGUGCAACAAGCACGAGCUAGAUUUGCUGCUACGACCGAACUUGUCACAGAAAGUCUGUUCAUGGCCAGAGGACAAGAUUUGUUUGAUGUCUCUUAUUUGCACCCAUUAUAUGAUCGUGACAAUAUUCACUUGGUGGACAACCUUUACGGGCACCUCCCGCUACUGAAGUCGGUACCAGCACUCUUGAAAGAUAGCAGUGCUUACGAUGGCAAUGUUGAUGCGCUGACAGACAAUGAUCUGAAACUGCAAAAUUAUCAACGACGCUCUCCACUUCCGGCGAUAUUCGUUCGACGACAAUCCAAGAAGGCAAAAGAAGACUCGACUGCUGCAGUUUUUGCAAACCUAUCCAAAGAAGGCAAGGAAGCCUUGCAAGAAGCAUUGGAGAAGGAAAUGGAAUUGGUAUGA
Molecule: messenger RNA, 1248 nt
Organism: Cylindrotheca closterium
Lineage: Eukaryota; Bacillariophyta; Bacillariophyceae; Bacillariales; Bacillariaceae
Source: the annotation of a GenBank genome assembly